Clupea harengus (Atlantic herring) is the source of this 2697-nucleotide messenger RNA. RefSeq names its product transmembrane protein 144b (gene tmem144b). The transcript has 12 exons. Gene Ontology annotation, molecular function: carbohydrate transmembrane transporter activity. Gene Ontology annotation, biological process: carbohydrate transmembrane transport. The coding region runs from base 122 to 1294 and encodes 390 amino acids. NCBI's taxonomy places the organism in Eukaryota, Metazoa, Chordata, Actinopteri, Clupeiformes, Clupeidae. The record is from RefSeq and is a predicted model, not a curated record. Gene Ontology annotation, cellular component: membrane.
AGGCCAGCAACGCGAUUUUUUUAUUGGCACUGCGGCUAAGGCCGUAACGCCAACCUGAACGCUACAACCACGUACUUUGUAAACCAUUACUUUGACCACCACACCGGGCUCGCCGUUAAAGAUGACAUCAUGGGGAAAUCAAGUUUUGUCCCUACUAACCACCCCAGGUGCUGAUCAGAGCGGUAUCGCGGUCGCAGCAAACGGAGAACCAGGUCGGAAUGUGUCUGAUUUGGAUGUCGAGCUGCCAUGGCCGCCUUCUGGUGAAGUCUUGGGUUUUAUCGGUUGUAUGGUGGCGGCUGUCUUUUAUGGGAGUCAGUUCGUCCCCGUGAAGAAAGUGGAGACAGGAGAUGGCGUGUUCUUCCAGUGGGUGAAUUGUCUGGCGAUCUGGCUGGUGGGAUUCCUGGGGGACCAGCUUCUCCACUCCCCCGCCGUGCACCCCUUCACCAUGCUGGGCGGCGCCAUCUGGGCCACAGGUAACAUAACGGCGGUUCCCAUAGUGAAGACUAUUGGCCUGGGCCUGGGUGUUCUGCUGUGGGGAUCCAGUGGACUACUGAUAGGUUGGGCCAGCUCCAGGUUUGGUUGGUUCGGCAUAGGCUCACAGGAUGUGCCCAGACCUCUGCUGAACUACUGUGGUGCCGCCCUCUGCCUGUUCAGCUCAUGCAUGUUCGUCUGCGUAAAGAGUGAUCUACAGCCCUGCAUCAGAACAUCCCCAAUACUGGAGAAUUCACCCCUCCUCACAGACCGGCAGCUGAACUCUGACCUCUUUGACUCCUCGGGCACCUGGCCAGACAACGUGUCCCCCAAGUACAAGCGCCUCCUAGGUUGCUCGCUGGCCAUCCUGGCUGGGAUCUUCUAUGGCUGCUCAUUCGUGCCCGUUCUCUACAUCAAGAACCAGGCCUCCAACAACGCCAGCAUCUUCGUCGGGGCCAGCCUGAACGACAUUGAGUACUGCUUUGCCCAGUACAAUGGGAUCUUCCUGACGAGCACCAUCUACUUCCUGGUGUACUGUGUGGUCAUGAAGAACAGGCCGCGCAUAUAUCCCCGCUCCGUCCUCCCAGCGGUCUUCAGUGGCACCAUCUGGGGAAUAGCUACAUACUCCUGGUUUAUGGCCAACACUUACCUCAACACUGUCAUCACCUUCCCCAUUGUGUCUGCUGGUUAUAGCCUGGUAGCGGCCCUGUGGGGAGGAGUGGUCUUUAAAGAAGUUCGGGGUCUGGCCAACUGCCUUGUAUUUGUGUUGGCUGCUACGAUGGUCUUGACUGGAACUGUGCUGACUGCCCUCUCCAAGAUGUAAGAGCUGCUCUCCUUCAGAUGACCUGUAGAGGGCACUGCAGCCCUGGUUCUUCCUCUGUAACCUCUGGACCUUCUGUGAUGCUACCUCUUCAGCUAUUGCACAAGACCACACCACUUGCAGCCCCAAGUAUUUUGGAAAAAAGAUGAUGUGAAAAGGCUGGACUUCUCAAGUAUCAUAACUGAUCAACCACAGCAAUUGUAAAGAUUGCAGUUGCCAUGGAUUGCUCACAAAAGUGCCUUAACCGAUAGUUACAGACACUUAAGUGUAAUUCUCCCUCCUAAGUGCUCCUCCUUUCAGCAUAGCUGAGAGCUGUUCUGUGUUUCCCAUGUAAAGAGUCCAAUCUGCGCUUGUUUUCUAUCAUAGUGUUUUAAUCAUGUGCAGAGGGUGGUUAGAUUUAAUCCCUUAUUUUAUUCUCUCCCAUGUGAUGAGAUUAGCUGGGCCUGAGUCGGCCCCACAUGCAUGCCGGAUGACUCGUCUGCUACUGUUGACCAAGGCUCUCGCCAUCAGUGUACCCGCCUCAAGCCUGCUGGCGUCGUUGGAAAGUUGAAGGCUGGCGAGACGGAUAAAUUGGCCGGAAGUUAAGGGUUGAGAAGCUGGUGUUUUCUUCCACUUGUGUGAAAUAGAUCAGUUUUCCAUCGCAGAGAUUUGUUGUCGCUGUGUUGAAAUGGUGAUAAAUCCUCUAAAAGAGGAUUAGUGGAAGAAUGCCGACACAGAUGCAGAUUGCCUUCGCCUCUUCACACACACUGGGGUUGAUAAUUGCUUUGGUAAAAGCUGACCUGAAUGGCUGUGUUAAAAUACACAGCCUAAAAUAAUUCAGUCGACACCAGCCCACAGAUAAGCCUUGGCAUCUCAUCAGGCUCGUAGGAAGCCAGAGAGGUAACCUGGUGAAGGGGAAAUUAAUUAAGGCUUUUUUUUUUUUUAAACAUGUCUGAAUCUGUCUAUUAUGAGCUGCAAGGGAAAGGAUCUACACUCUCUACAAGUGAGUGAAUCGUUGGGUAUGUGAAGAAUAUUGGGGAUUUAGGCUGCUAGGGAAUAAACUAAAUAAUAGUCGUAUGGCUGGUAUGAGGAUCAGACAUGAGUCCACUGAGGAUCUUGUAGGAGUAAAACAAUGAGCAGGUCAUGCAGACUCGAUCAUGCAAGGAAUCUGUGUGGUCAGAAGUCAUGGAUGUAUUUACAGUAUUCGGAUUAACGUGAACACAACAAGAGCGCUCAGUCCAUUCAAACAAUAGGAAUUCACUUCAAAUCUGCACCUGUUCCUGAGGGACUAGAGGUGGGGCUGAUUUAGCAGGCAGGGUUUGAUAGUGUGGCAGUACCUGAUGCACGUGUGUUUAAAUUGGGGAUCUUUUACAUUAUGUGUUGGCUUUCAAGUAAGAUUUUAUUUGUGCAUUUUAUGCCAGCCAAGU